Rhodamnia argentea is the source of this 544-nucleotide messenger RNA. RefSeq names its product coatomer subunit gamma-2. The transcript is spliced from 2 exons. Gene Ontology annotation, cellular component: endoplasmic reticulum; COPI vesicle coat; Golgi membrane. The record is from RefSeq and is a predicted model, not a curated record. The coding region runs from base 1 to 237 and encodes 78 amino acids. Lineage: Eukaryota; Viridiplantae; Streptophyta; Magnoliopsida; Myrtales; Myrtaceae. Gene Ontology annotation, biological process: intra-Golgi vesicle-mediated transport; intracellular protein transport; protein secretion.
AUGCGGAUGUAUGUAGAAGCUUCGUUCGCUCGUCAUGAGCUAGGAACAGAAGUGAUCCCAAGCAAUUCCAGGUCCCACAGCUGCCUAUUAUCUGGUGUAUAUAUUGGGAACGUGAAGGUCCUGGUGCGUUUGUCAUUUGGAAUCGAUGGUCAGAGAGAUGUUGCGAUGAAGUUAGCCGUACGCUCCGAGGAUGAAAGCGUCAGUGAUGCCAUACACGAGAUCGUGGCGAGUGGUUGAUUUGCGUAAUCAAUUUUUCUACUCUUUUGUCAUUAGAAAGGAGAGUUGAAGUGGAAUUUUGCAGACGGGGCCGAAACUUCUCGGCAUAGGGGGUGGGUGGACAUUGAUUUGUGCGACUCCGCUUCAUUCUCUAAGUAGAUAUGAUUCAAAGUGAAAAUAGGGAGCAAAAGAAGAUUCUUCGAUUUUCUUGCCGACUUAGCUUUAGUCGAGCCAGUCUGCCUCAGUGAUCCCGCUCAUAUACGAUGAACAUGGCGGCACUUCGCUACAUUGGCAUUGUGAACUGUCUAAUAAUUGUUUCGAUCAUGCA